UUGUGGUAUUUUAUAGGUUUUUGUAAUUUAGUUCGCUUUGGCAGGAAAAAACAAAAAACAAAAUUGUGAAAAGUGUAAAGUUCGGGCCAAAAAUCGUAGGAAAAAGUGGAGCGCAACAAGCAAGGGCACGGAAAAGCGCUCAAUAGAAGGAAGACGAAACAUACCACCUGCCGACGAACCUACCUUUUACCUUUUACCUCCCUACCUCCUUACCUUUUCAAUCUGAUAUAUUUUCACACGAACACAAGCACGCACACCGACACGGACACGCACGCACACCUGCGCAAGUACACUGUCAUCAUUGGACUUGUUGUGUUGUGCUUUUCUUGGUUUGUUAUUUGCGAAAUCGAAAGACGCGAAGGCCACACAACAAAUGCGUGCGGCGGCGGCGAGAAGGUAUAGAGACUGAAAGAUUGGAAGUCGCUGAAAUCGCAGUGGAACUGCAAGUGGAAAUUGCCGAGUCACGCGGGAUCAGCAGUCGGUUACAAUGUCCAUGCGAACGAAGGUUCUGGGCCUGGUGGACGUCAUCAUGCGCGUGCCGCCCGUGAUGGUCAUCGAUGAGAUCCUGAAGAUCGGCAUGGGUCUGCCCACGCGGCUCUAUCCGGACAAGUCGUCGUCGCCGUCCUCGUCGUCGUCCGCCGAAUCCCUGCCCCAGACAGAUGCCUCCUCUACGGACGCCAGCCAAGAUCCCUUUGCCAGCGUCAAGGCCUUCUUCGGCCUGAACGGCGCUGAUGGUAUAGCGGCCGCCACCACCUCGGCAGCCGUUGCCGCCCAGGAGGCCCUGGAGCGGAGCAUCGAGAAUGCCUCGAGAUCGGCGCAAUCGGACGGCAUUCUGAGCUCCGGCUUCAAUACGCUGAUGAACGAGCUAGCGCAGGACGAGUCGCUAUCGGAUCUAAUCAGCAUCACCACCGUCAAGUUUGUCAUCUGCCUGUUUGGUUUCCUCUCAGCCGCCUGCAUCUUUAUGCUCUGGACCCGUCACCUGGUGAUGGUCUACAUGUUCCUCACCUCGCUCGGCCUCACCUUCCUCUCCUACUGGUCCAACGUGAGUGCUUUGGCUUUGAUGGAGCGCAGUCCCUGCAUACUGGAGGACCUGAUGUCGCUAAACACCACGAGAUUACUGGACUCAGGCGGUGUAGUCAUGUCGUUGGCCCCGCAUCUAAUGGCCCAAUGGUUCAUGGGCAUGCUCUUUGCGUAUAUCCAUUUGGGUCCGAGAUUCGAGAUGCUCCAAAAGUCAAUGCCCAUCAUCUUUGCUAGUCCCAUACUGGUGGCCAUGCUGCCGCUUCCCCCCAAGAUGGUGCAACAACUGCCCGUGGUGGCUGGAUUUACGCCCAUUAUCCUGACAAUGAUAACGCUGAUGCACAGUGCCAUGGAGGCUAGUCGAACGGUGUACAAUGGUUAUCAAUAUGCCAUGAAUUUCGUGUCCAAUUUUGGUCUGUCAGCUUUGAUUGAGAACGAAUGGCAGCGAUUGAAUGUGCCCAAUGUAUUGAGGGUUUUCUGGACCAUUAGAAUCAUUCAAGGCGGCUAUGCCUUGGCCAUGGCGGAAACCGAGGAACCCUUUGAACUGAUGCCAGCCACCGAGAAGCUCCUAGUCGAUGGCUGUGAAACACUAACCGCCGUACUGGGCAUGACCGGUGUCAUCUCUAUGAUCUGCCAUUACAUUGGUCGGGGCUUCCAGUGGUAUCUGCUUACCUAUGACAACGAUGAGGAGAAGUCCCUGGGCACUGUAUCGGCGGUGCUCUUCUACAUUUUGGCCCUGCAAACGGGCCUGACCUCUCUGGCGCCGGACAAGCGCUUUGUGAGAUUGUGCCGGAAUCUGUGCCUGCUUAUGACCGCCUUGCUGCACUUUCUACACAACAUCGUCUCGCCCAUUCUGAUGUCGCUGAGUGCGGCGCGGAAUCCCUCAAGGAAGCGUCAUGUUCGUGCUUUAACCGUCUGCGCUUUUCUGGUGGUGAUGCCCGUAUCCCUGCUCUACUACCUCUGGUCACAGCGAUCCAUAUCCACCUGGUUGCUGGCAGUUACCGCCUUUUCCGUGGAGGUUAUCGUUAAGGUGCUCGUUUCACUGGCCACCUACACGCUCUUCCUCCUGGACGCCCGUCGCCAGUUCUUCUGGGAGAAGUUGGACGACUACCUGUACUACGUUCGGGCCUUUGGCAAUUCGGUGGAGUUUUGCUUUGGCAUCCUGCUCUUUAUAAACGGUGCUUGGAUCCUGAUCUUCGAGUCGGCCCAAAAUGCUACAGGCGGCGCCAUCAGAGCGAUCAUGAUGUGCAUCCAUGCCUACUUCAACAUUUGGUGCGAGGCCCGGGCCGGGUGGUCCGUGUUUAUGAAGCGUCGAUCGGCGGUCCACAAGAUCUCCGCACUGCCAGAGGCAACGUCAGCCCAGCUGCAGGCCUUUGACGAUGUCUGUGCUAUUUGCUACCAGGAGAUGUACUCGGCCAAGAUAACGCGGUGUCGGCACUUCUUCCAUGGCGUUUGCCUGCGCAAAUGGUUGUAUGUCCAGGAUCGUUGUCCUCUGUGCCACGAGAUAAUGAUGUACACGGACAAUAAUGCCCAGGAGACGGAACCAGUGGCGGCGGCUCAGGCAGAACAGCCGCUCAGGCUCUAUCCCAGAGAUGAUGGCAACAAUGCCGGCGGAGUGGCUCCGCGACGCUCGCCGGAACGUACUAUUCCCGAUGUGCCGGAGACGGCCGCCGCUUCUACAAACGCAACAGCAGCUGCCGCGGCCGUGAUUGGAGCCGAGGCUGCCGCAAACAUUGUCGAGUCGGCAGCUGCUGUGGCAGCAAGCAGUGCCAGUGUCAGCGUCAGCGCCAGCGGUAGCAGUGCCAGCAGCAGCUACAUGAGCUCCACAUCCGCCCAGCCGCCACCGCCAACGGCCACAUCGGCGGCAGCGGUGGCCACGGCGGCGGCCAGCAAUACAACGCACAUGUUCCGGAUGUCACAGGAUCAGCAAUAGGCGUACCUUCUUGAACUUCUAAUAUAAAUAUUAUGUAAAAAUGCAAAGGCUUCUUCUCUCUUUUCCUAACACACUCCACACACACGCACACCCCACACACCCACACCCUUCGAUCCUCAUAGACAGACGCAGCCAUGCUUAAAUUAAAUUAAAUUAAAUUAUAAACGCGCCCCUGCACGAGUUGAAGAGA
Molecule: messenger RNA, 3140 nt
Organism: Drosophila kikkawai
Lineage: Eukaryota; Metazoa; Arthropoda; Insecta; Diptera; Drosophilidae
Gene: Trc8
Product: TRC8 ring finger protein
Biological process (GO): ERAD pathway
Cellular component (GO): endomembrane system; endoplasmic reticulum
Source: RefSeq, a predicted model, not a curated record